Kickxella alabastrina is the source of this 815-nucleotide messenger RNA. RefSeq lists its product as uncharacterized. Bases 347 to 631 code for a protein of 94 amino acids. Lineage: Eukaryota; Fungi; Kickxellomycota; Kickxellomycetes; Kickxellales; Kickxellaceae. The transcript has a single exon. The record is from RefSeq and is a predicted model, not a curated record.
UCCAAUGUGUAAUGGCUACCAUGGACCCGCUCACCCAGAGAAAAGUAAACAACGAAGUAAGAAAAUUCUGGCGGUAAGUACACAUGUCGAGUUCUGGAAUGUACUCAGUCGUCAUGGAUGGCUUGAUAAGUUGUGAGGUCAGCCCAACAACAAGUGCGCACAGCCAGUAGAUGACAAACGGCAAGUAGAGGCCCAGCCCAUGGAACGGCUUGUGCAAGUAAAAUACACGGUACAGUCCGUAUGCCCUAAACGCGGCCAGAGAGCACAUGCCGCCCGCGCCAAUGAUAACCCGCAUCCACACGCCAAAUGCCUUACAGUUGGUCAGAAGCGUGCCGGCAACAGGUAGAUGUGCAUUGGACUGCAGGUCGCCGACGAACCAUACGACGGAAACAGCCAUGAUCAGUGCCAUGACUAUGACAUUUUUGGACUUGAUUGGCGCAUAGUUCCGAUUCCGCAACAUGUACAUGACAGCCAAGAAAUUGAACGAAUAGAUCAUCGAAAUGACAAUCAGCAUGAUCAUGUCGGCCAUGCCUCGCGGAUCCAACUUCAGGUCCAUUUCCUCGGCGUUCUUUUGGCGCUGCAGCUCGGUCUCAGUCAAAGUAAAAGACAGUUGGUUGCCCAUUGUUUAUAAAUAAAUAUGUUAUAUGUGUUGUGGUCAAGUAUUUUUUUAUAGGAAUGUGUUUGAUAGCAGAAUAAAGCUUAGUUAAUUUUUAAAUAAAUAAAGUAUAAUUAAUUAAUGGUUAUGUGUAAAUAAUAAAAUUCCUUAAUAAUAUUAGUAGGAUAUAUUUUAUUUUAAAAUAUAAAGUAAAAUAAAG